AUUAGUCUGGGGGGAAACAAAGAGACAGAGAGACGCAUAAAGGCGGAUGCUGGAGAAGAGUUCACACACAAAACUUCAGCAAGACCUUUCAGUGUGGAAACUUUCAACACAGAAAACAAAAUGCGUGGCCUGUUUUCCACCCUCAUCGUGGUGCUGGUGGCCUUAAUGAUCGUGACUACAGAGGCUGGGAAAAACAAGAAAGAGAAGAAUAAGGGAGGUAAGGGUGGUGCGGCGGACUGUGCGGAGUGGCGCUAUGGCAACUGCGUGGCCAAUAACGGGGACUGUGGACCAGGCGUGAGGGAGGGCACCUGCAACGAGCAGACCAAAAAAGUCAAAUGCAGAGUUCCCUGCAACUGGAAGAAAGAGUUUGGAGCUGACUGCAAGUAUAAGUUUGGUAACUGGGGCGAGUGUGACGCUGACACGAGCGCAAAGAGCCGCACCGGCACUCUACAAAAGGCUCUCUUCAAUGUCGACUGUCAGCAAACCAUCUCUGUGUCCAAACCCUGCGCCACCAAGGUUAAAAACAAACCCAAAGGAAAGAAAAACAAGGGGAAAGGGAACUAAAGGGAGCAAGAGAUCCAGAGGAGUAGUAAACAUCACGUGAUCAUCCGUCAUCCAAACACGGCCUUUUAUAUCUCUACUCAGUGUUCUUCAGCUUGAGCGGGACUCGCUCUACAGCCACAAACAUAUAGCUUUAGGAGACUAUGACAGAGUAACAUCUGAGUAUUUGACACCUUACAUGACUCUUUCAUGUGUGAGGGGGAGGGGAGAAUAAAAUGUCGCUGUUUAGCGUGUGGUUCCCUGUAGUUGACCCAUUCCUCUGUUUCCCUCCAGCACAUUCCUCUCUCUCUCUCUCUCUCUCUCUCUCUCUCUCUCUCUCUCUCUCUCUCUCUCUCUCUCUCUCUCUCUCUCUCUCUCUCUCUCUCUCUCUCUCUCUCCCAUCUAUCAGCUGUGUAAGCCUCAGGCCUCUUAUUUGCUAAAGGACAACAAUCAGUAGAAUCAAAUCAAACACAUCUAUUUUAUGACUGUUUUACUUACAAAUUUGGUUUUGUAAAAUUGUGUAAUUUACAGGAUUAUAUUACUAGUGGGGUAUAUAAGUAGUGUUUGGAUGUCACCCUUCUCUUUUUUUGUAUCAUAGAAUAUAAAACUGAGGAGUGUUGGUUGAAAUAAAUGAUUUGUUUCUUUUUCUAUAAAAGGUGUAGUUUGUGUAAAAGUGAAAAUACCCCAAUAGUGUUACUUUUUCCUUUUGACUUGACCGUUACUAACAGAUUGAAGGGUGACAGAGGGUUUUAAGAUUUAGACUGCAUAGAGAGACUGUCCCCUCUUGUGCAAACCUAUUUUAUAAGCAUUUUAAGAAAGACACUGAAGUUUUGUUACAGAGCUUUGUGUGUUAUAUGUUGUGUUAACUAAAGGUAAAUUAGUGAUGACCGUUCAUUAUUAAAGACACUUGAGCCCUGCAAA
This is a messenger RNA of Rhinichthys klamathensis goyatoka, 1461 nucleotides long. It is a transcript of the gene mdka, whose product is annotated as midkine a. Lineage: Eukaryota; Metazoa; Chordata; Actinopteri; Cypriniformes; Leuciscidae. The transcript is spliced from 5 exons. The coding region runs from base 121 to 564 and encodes 147 amino acids. The record is from RefSeq and is a predicted model, not a curated record. Gene Ontology annotation, molecular function: growth factor activity.